GUCAUACUGGGACCAACUAUCAAGUCGUAUUCAACUUAUCCUUCCCUUUAGUGAAUUUGCUUUCAGAGAAGGACCAAAUUGCCGGGAUGCCAGCCAAACGUGGACUUAUCACAGACACCUUUAAGGUGGUGAAGAAGGUGAGAGUAGCGGACAGGAAGGCGAAAGACCCUUCGCCCCCCAGAGAUGACCCAGAGCCAGCCUUGUCAGAGCGAGAGAGGGAUCUGCAAGAGCUAAAAAAGUUCGAUCUUGACUGCCGUUUUGGACCAUGCACAGGUAUCAGUCGGCUGCAGAGAUGGGAGAGAGCAGCACAGCACGGAUUGAACCCCCCACAGGAAAUCAGAGACCUACUGCUGAGGCAGGAUAGUGACCCAGACUACACACAGUGCCUGUGGCGUGACUACCCACUGUGAACAGUGAUGGGACAGAGUGAAGACAAUUGGGAUGAAUGUUCAUAGCUGACUUGUGGCUGUUUUUUUGUUUUUGUUUGUUUUUUUAUAGUUUGAGCUUGCUGUUUUCUACACUACAGCUUUAAUAAAGUUUUUUCUACUUGA
This is a messenger RNA of Chanos chanos (milkfish), 551 nucleotides long. It is a transcript of the gene pold4, whose product is annotated as DNA polymerase delta 4, accessory subunit. The coding region runs from base 87 to 410 and encodes 107 amino acids. Gene Ontology annotation, biological process: DNA-templated DNA replication; DNA synthesis involved in DNA repair. The transcript is spliced from 5 exons. Gene Ontology annotation, molecular function: DNA-directed DNA polymerase activity. NCBI's taxonomy places the organism in Eukaryota, Metazoa, Chordata, Actinopteri, Gonorynchiformes, Chanidae. Gene Ontology annotation, cellular component: delta DNA polymerase complex. The record is from RefSeq and is a predicted model, not a curated record.